This is a messenger RNA of Coregonus sp. 'balchen', 1027 nucleotides long. NCBI's taxonomy places the organism in Eukaryota, Metazoa, Chordata, Actinopteri, Salmoniformes, Salmonidae. The record is from the annotation of a GenBank genome assembly.
AUGACUGUGGUGUUGACUGACUCGUGAUAUAUACUGCCAUCUAUUGGUGAGAGUUAAGAAAUGCAAGGUUGAACAUAAUAUAAAACAUCUGACCCUCUGUGUUAUUUCUCCAUCUCUGCUCACAGUGUAUUAUUGUCCUUCAUUUAGCUCCAGCCUCAGGAGAUCAGCCCGCCCCCCACUGCCAACCUGGACCGCUCUAAUGACAAGGUCUAUGAGAAUGUCACAGGACUGGUGAAGGCUGUCAUAGAGAUGUCCAGUAAAAUUCAGCCUGCGCCUCCCGAGGAAUACGUGCCAAUGGUCAAGGUAGGAGAGACACAGUUUUCGUUAACUCCACAUUUAAUCAUCAGGGUUCAUUAGGGCACACUGUAGCAAAACGUCUAAGUUUCGCUCUUUUUGGAAAUGUUUUAACCCUACUGAACAUGGCUACACGUGACAGAGCAGAGUUCUAGGAUUGGUUCAUAUGAGUGUUUGUGUUUCAGGAUGUGGGUCUGGCACUGAGGACACUCCUGGCCACAGUGGAUGAAACAAUCACGUUACUUCCAGCUAGCACACACAGAGAGGUAUGUUAACCAGGCAUGGGCCAUUUCUGAUCCAGUACUAUGUUAGUACCCUCUGCCUUCCCUUAUACAGGAAUUUACAGGAAAUGAUGUUUUAAUGAGUAAUAUAAUACUGUGCACCCUGUUCAUUCUCUCAAACUAUUUUUAUUUAAUCUCUCAAUAUAUAAUAAUAAUAAUAAUAAUAAUAAUAUAUGGAACAUUAUGUUUUAAUAAAGUACUAUCUUAUCUUACUAUCCUAUCUUAUCUUAAAGGUGGAGAUGGCCCAGAAGCUGUUGAACUCUGACCUGGCCGAGUUGAUCAACAAGAUGAAGCUGGCCCAGCAGUAUGUCAUGACCAGCCUGCAGCAGGACUAUAAGAAACAGAUGCUGACAGCCGCACACGCCCUGGCUGUAGACGCCAAGAACCUUCUGGACGUCAUCGACCAGAGCCGGCUCAGGAUGUUGGGUCAGGCCCGGCCGCCACCUCACUAG